AUGCUCGACCAGGGAAUUAUAGAACCCUCAUCCUCACCUUGGAGCUCACCAAUUUGGAUCGUACCUAAGAAACUCGAUUCCCAGGAACAACGUAAAUGGCGAAUAGUAAUAGACUAUCGCAAACUUAAUGAUAUUACCAUUGGCGAAACCUACCCCAUUCCACAAAUUUCUGAAAUACUAGACCAGCUAGGCAACAGCAAAUAUUUUUCAACCUUAGACUUAGCUUCCGGGUUUCAUCAGUUGUUAAUAAAACCUGAAGAUGCAUCCAAAACGGCAUUUUCUGUACCUCAGGGGCAUUUCCAAUUCAAUAGGAUGCCGUUUGGAUUAAAAAAUGCUCCGUCCACCUUCCAGAAGCUCAUGAACGCUUGCCUAUCAGGACUUCAAGGUUCACGAUGCUUCGUUUAUUUAGACGACAUCGUUAUUUAUUCAUUCGACCUAAGUUCCCAUAUAGAUAACCUCAACGCUGUAUUUAAGAGACUCAGAAACUACAAUCUCAAAUUACAACCCGAAAAAUGUGAAUUCCUUCGUAAAGAAGUAAUUUAUCUAGGCCAUAUAAUCGGCGAACACGGUGUUAAACCCAAUCCUGAAAAGGUGAGAGCCGUCACCGAAUUUCCUGUUCCAAAAUCGCCCAAAGACAUCAAAUCCUUCCUCGGCCUAGUAUCCUACUACAGACGUUUUAUUCCCGACUUUUCUAAGUAUGCCAAAUCCCUUACUUCCCUUUUAAAAAAGGAUGUCCCUUUUGAAUGGAAAAACGAACAACAGCUUUCUUUUGAAACCUUAAAAGGUAAACUCGUCACAGCCCCAGUCCUUGCAUAUCCCGACUUCACGAAACCAUUCCUUUUGACAUGCGAUGCGUCAAACUAUGCUAUCUCCGCUAUUCUCUCCCAAGGUCCAGUAGGAUAA
Molecule: messenger RNA, 903 nt
Organism: Parnassius apollo (apollo)
Lineage: Eukaryota; Metazoa; Arthropoda; Insecta; Lepidoptera; Papilionidae
Source: the annotation of a GenBank genome assembly